This is a messenger RNA of Tachysurus fulvidraco (yellow catfish), 4046 nucleotides long. RefSeq names its product regulatory factor X, 5 (gene rfx5). Gene Ontology annotation, biological process: regulation of transcription by RNA polymerase II. The coding region runs from base 1556 to 3178 and encodes 540 amino acids. The transcript has 10 exons. Lineage: Eukaryota; Metazoa; Chordata; Actinopteri; Siluriformes; Bagridae. Gene Ontology annotation, molecular function: RNA polymerase II cis-regulatory region sequence-specific DNA binding; DNA-binding transcription factor activity, RNA polymerase II-specific. The record is from RefSeq and is a predicted model, not a curated record.
GUAACGGCGUGUGUUGGCCGCCGAACUGCCUUAGCUUCUUUACGGAAAAGCUGUGUUUAAUAUACGGCUCUUAGGCUAACGCUAGCUAGCACAGGCUAGCUGAGGUGUCGGUGGUUAGCAAGAUGAAAUAUUAUUAGCAGACUAGCUAACGUCAUAAAGCUAGCAAUAGUAACAUUUAAUUAUUAUUAAAUCUUUUUAACUUUAUCGAAGAAAAUCAACCGUCUGUUUUAAAGGGACGAGAGGAGACGAUUAGCUGGGUGGCUAACAGACCGACUAGCUAACCGUCCACACGGCUAACUUAGCUAGCUGUACGGAUUAUAACCACGUCGUCAGGCCUAAUGACGUUAGCUAGCGGAAACCGACUUAUAACACCGUUAUUAUGGCUCUUUUAUUUCACCACAAACACACAAGUCGAGCUUCAGUCUGUCCGUGUUGUGAAUUUUCUCUUUUACAGAAAGAUCUCUUUACUUUUCGUGGAUGAGAUUUGAAUUUCUCAUGAAUACGAAUGUUGUUAUUAUUGUUGUGUAAUAACAAACAAUCACAGGCAUUUACAACGUGACAUAUAAUGUGUUGUGUAUCACUGUUGUGUAGUGUUUAAUGGCCCUGAGUGUGUAAUCUCUGCAGUGUGUGUGUGUGUGUGUUUAUGAAUGGUGAAAACCUCUGACUGUAAAUGUUCCUUUACAGUACAUCAGCUAGUCAUUAUCUGAAACUUGUCUCGAUGUCCUGCUCAUGCUGACGUGUCUGUGCGUUUUCCUGUCCUCCUGACACGUCUGUUGUCACCUCAAAGGACAACCGACUAACGCAAUGUCCCAGAGAAAUCGCCACAAAUCACAUCAUGACGUCAUGCGAUCAUUUUUUCUAUUUGCAUAUCAUUUGCAUAUCAAAACCUUUAAGUAUACGAUAGUAUAUCUAGAGGAUAGAAUAUAAGUAAACGCUUUACUGUUAUAAAAGUAAUCGACGGUAGGAAGGCGCGAUGAAGCAGAGUCACUGUUUCUGCCUCGAUUGUCGAAUCCUUCUUAUAACAGAAGGCCGUCACAAAGCGCCUACGCUGGAGACUCCUUACGGAAACAUACGUUAACAUAAACGUCUCCCUACCAAUGACGAUUGUAAUCUGUUUACUGUCGGUUGCGUGUGAGCCGUACACGUAACUGUGAACGAGCUGUUGCUAUAGAAACGAUAAGGUAUCAGAUAACCUGAUCUACAGUCAAUGCUGCUGUUAGAGAGAAUUAAUCGACACCUGAACACCAAUAAGCUUUCAGAAUUCAGCAUUGCUUUGGUUUAACUUAUUUCUCAUAGAAUAAAGAAGUUUAUGGUGACCGAAGAACACACCGACUAUAUAUAUAUAUAUAUAUAUACAAUAUAAAUCAAGGGGGGCGGGGGUAUUGUAAAUAGUUAAAAUGCUUCAAAAUGUAACGCAGUAUAUUUUCAGUGUAACUAUUCUGUCGUUUAUGUUUACAUAAAAUGCUUGUGUUGAGAUGGGGGCUUGCUUCACGUCCAGCUUCACGGUACCAUAGGGGGUCUUGAAUGCGGUUUGUUACCCUGGCGUGGUGGAGUCAUGAUGGAAGACCAGAUAAAAACAGAAGACUCGUCCACAGAGGACGACGCCAAGCCCGGCAUGCUCCAGAAGCUCAAGCUGAACGUCUCUAAGACCGUGCAGAGUAAAGUGGAUACGAUUUUGAGAGAUGUGCAGCAGUUUACAGACAACGACAAACUCUACCUGUAUUUACAGCUCCCCUCAGGUCCGAGUGCAGGAGAGAAGAGCAGUGACACGAAUUCGGUGAACACGGCCGACCAGCUCCACACCUGCAACUGGAUUCGCAGUCACCUGGAGGAACACGCCGACACCUGCCUGCCUAAACAAGAUGUUUACGAGACAUACCGGAAGCACUGUGAAAACCUGCAGCAGAGGCCACUGAGCGCGGCUAACUUUGGUAAGAUCAUCAGAGACAUCUUCCCCAACAUCAAGGCACGCAGACUGGGAGGCAGAGGCCAGUCCAAGUACUGCUACAGUGGGAUCCGCAGGAAGACGGUGUUAAACAUGCCGUUGUUACCCAACCUGGACCUCAAGAACGAUCCGUCCGAGCUGACCGAGCUGGUGCAGACGUACAAACAGGAAGUGACGGAAGCGGCCUGUGAGCUGAUCUGUGACUGGGCUCAGAAGAUCCUCAAGCGCUCGUUCGACACGGUGGUGGAAAUCGCACGUUUCUUAGUGCAGGAGCACAUCGUAAACCCGCGCUGCAGCCAGGCCGAGCUCGUCACCUCCGCGUCGCUCGCCGGAGGACCUGCCAAACCUCACAAAGUGAUUAAAAAGAACCCGACGACGUCCAGAGGGAGCGCAGCAGAGGAAGAAAGCACGGGCCAAGACACUAAGAAAGACGAAAGCGAGCAGGUUGUGAAACAUCUUCCUAACGACAAAUCAGCUAAAGCUCCUGAGGUUGUGCGUUAUGGAGGCCGUGAGAUGCAGGUUGAAGCUCUGGUGAAGAAACUCCCUCAGCUCCGCCCUCGUGGCUCGAUUCCAGAAAAACCUCUCCUCUCCGUUCACGCCCCCGCUCCUGCCUUCACGCCGAAUGACUCUAGCAGCGUCCAAGUGACUCUGCCCAUCACCGUGGCGACGCUCUCGCCACAGCAACACGGCUCCUCCCACCAUCUCAUGAUCCUGCCUCCUUCGAUGGCCGUUUCCACAGCAACGCCGGUGACGACGGCAUCUAAAAGGGCCUCCGAUUCGUCCGCAGUGGGCCCAGGCCCACCAAUGAAACGCAAAAGGGGCCGACCCAGGAAGCAGAGACCAGAAGAAACGGUGGCUGCUCAGAACACCAGUCCGAAUCAGAACCUAAACCUGAAACCCAAUCAGAAUCUCGGUCUGAAUCCAGUGGUGCCGAAUAGAGGGGUGAUCCAGAAGGCGCUAUCGUCUUCCUCCUCGUCCUCGCAGGUGACGGAGUGUAAAGUCGAGGAAACCGAGUCGCGGCCCGUCAUGCUCCUGCAGGAACCGGGCCGAGCCUUGGUGAUCCAGCACGCCCCCAUGUCACGGGAAAGCCGCACCGUUAGCCAGGUGCAUCUCCCACCUCCCACUGAGGACAGGGGCAUAGUGAACAUCACGCUCACACCCAUCGACCCCUCGGCCACUGAAGACGACUCGGUUUGCAGCGUGUCCGAGACCAGCCCGGGGGAGGUCCCGUAACCGUCCGCCAAGUGUGUGUGUGUGUGUGUGUUUCGUCAGUGACUUCCGUGACUAACAUGUCAGAUUGUCCAGUUAAGAUCGUCAUGUCUACGUACCUUUGGGUUUUAUUCCCUUUGUUCCCUGAUGAUCUUCUGAGGUCCACAACGCACUGCAGUCGAUUACCAACCAUAAGGAGGAGCCACAAACCCAACGCACAGACGCAGUCCACCUUCUGUUCUUCUUUCAGGUGCCAAAAUUUACAGUUUAGCUGUAGCAUUUACAUUUUAUACCUGUUGCUAUGACGAUAUGGGACACAGCGAUAAGACAGCUAGGCUUCCCUGGUUUUUUUUUUUUUUUUACCCAACUGAAGCACUGGUACAAACCAAACAAGACAAAGAGCUACUUCACUGUGGGGGAAACGACGUGUUGGCUAAAUUAGUGUCACACUCCAGUGCAGACACCAAACACGUCCCAGCCGAGCGACGACGUCAUGACACACACAUUUUACUGUUGGCCGAAUUGUAGCUUUAAUGCACUUUUAUUACACAGUGAUGCAGACUGAGGACGAGGACACUGGCCCUGUGGCACCCUGACCAUCACUCUGUGUGUGUGUGUGUGUGUGUGUGUGUGUGUGUGUGUGUGUGUGUGUGUGUGUGUGUGUGUGUGUGUUAAAGUUGUGGAGGUGAUGUUUCAGUGCUAUUACGGGUUUGUAAAUCGAGGGCUUUUACAGCGUCUCUCUCUUCAACUUCAAACUGCAGUGACAAAGAUUUAAAUAAGCAUGCACACACACACACACACACACACACACACACACACACACACACACACACACACACACACACACACACACACAGAGACACACACACACACACAAACAGAGACACACACA